Cuscuta campestris is the source of this 3606-nucleotide messenger RNA. The record is from the annotation of a GenBank genome assembly. Lineage: Eukaryota; Viridiplantae; Streptophyta; Magnoliopsida; Solanales; Convolvulaceae.
GCCGAACUAGUGGUUCCCCACCAUGAUGUCCGUCCUCCACCACGCCCUCCCCACACGGGCUAGCAGCCGCCACCUUCCCGUACAUCUGCAUCAACGUCCGAACCAGCCCCUCGCAUGCGGGUGGAUGCUCCCCGUUUCUCAGGCGACGAUCCUACCAGGUGGAUUUUUCGGAUUCAGAAGUACUUUGAUUAUUUCCUUACACCGGAACCCGAACGACUCCAACUCGUUGCUAUGCUCAUUGAUCAUCCGGCGUCCGAAUGGUUCCACUAUUAUAUGGCCAAUAACUUCGGGGCGUCGUGGGAUGCGUUCUUGCUCGCGGUCCAACAACGGUUUGAUCCCCACUACUAUGAGAACUAUGUCGGCCUUCUCUCAAAGCUGACUCAAACCACUUCGGUCAUGGAAUAUGAGACAGCUUUUGAGUCCAUACUCAAUAAAGUCUUGGGAGUUCUAGAACCAAAGUUGAUCUCCAUGUUCGUCGCAGGGCUCCGCCAACCUAUUCAACGUGAGGUCAAUCUCCGGAAUCCAGCCUCCGUGCCAGCCACCUUUACCUUGGCCCGGGAAUUAUCGGCAUGCCACGCCGAAGCCGCAGCCACCUAUACCCGGGCUCUUCGCCGCCAGUGGCCUCCUCGGCCGCCGCCGCCGUCCCCCACUUCAGCCGGCCUCUUGCCCACACCUGGGUCGGGAAGCACCAGUACCGCCCCUCCUCCCCGGCCACCGGAUCGGUCCCCAAUUUCCCGGUUGCCCGUGGUUCGUGUGACCAACGCCGAGAAGACCGAACGUUCUAAGAAAGGGCUCUGUUGGUACUGUGAUGAAAAAUGGGAUGCCAGCCAUAAUUGUCAACGGCGGUUUCUCGUUCUCAUGGGCCCCGAGGACGACGACACCACCGCUUCCGUAACCAGUCCGCCCCCCGACGAGGACGAUACCCCUCUACUCUCCGGGGAUAUCUCUAGCAUCCUCUCCCUUGCCGGAAGCCCGAGCCCUCGUUCACUAAAAGUUGCCGGAUCAGUCCACAAUAACGCCGUACAGGUGCUCUUGGACAGCGGGAGUACGCAUAACUUCAUCCACCCUAGCGUGGCGGAACGUUUGGCAUUGGUUAUUCAUCCGGUCUCCCCAUUCCGCGUAUACGUGGGUAACGGUGACUCCCUCCGCUGCUCGUACUCUUGUCCGCAGGCGGCUCUCCUUUUCCAAGGCAACCUCUUCAGUAUUGACCUCUACCUCCUGGAGAUCCACGGCCCGAAUAUCGUCUUGGGCGUCCAAUGGCUUCAAAUGCUCAGGAAAGUGACUCAUGAUUACGCCAAGAUGACCAUGGAGUUUACUUGGCACGGGGAACUCCAUCCGGACACCGAGAAGAUCAAGGCCAUGCUUGACUGGCCGAAACCCAUUGCCAUCAAACACCUUCGGGGAUUUCUCGAGCGCCUCAAAACCACCAUGACUAUGGCACUGGCGCUACGUCUCCCGGAUUUCUCACAAACUUUUUAUUUGGAGACCGAUGCAUCUGACACAGGGGUGGGCGCCGUACUCCUCCAGCAGGGCCAUUCACUCGCGUUCUUCAGCAAGAAACUCGGGCCGCGACGGCGGGUGGCUUUGAUAUACCACAAGGAAUUAUACGCCAUUAUGGAGGCGGUCCAAAAGUGGCGUCAAUAUCUUUUGGGUCGGGAGUUUGUUAUCCGCAGCGAUCAACGUAGUCUCAAGGAGUUGCUCUCCCAGGUCAUUCAAACGCCGGAUCAGCAAUUUUAUGUACGGAAGCUCAUGGGCUACAAGUUCCGUAUCAAAUACAAGACCGGCGCUUCAAACCGGGCCGUCGACGCUCUCUCCCGCCGAGAGGAGGAUCCCGAGGUCGCUUCUCUCCUACUCCAUGAUAUUCAACACGAAAACACCACAACGGACGACCUCGGAGAAUUGCAUGCCGCGGUUACUGCCGGGACGACCCCUCCCCAUUUUUCAGAACAUCACGGCCUGCUCUACUUCAAAUGCAGGCUACUUCUUAGUGCGGCCUCCACCCUUCGGCAGCAGCUACUACACGAGUAUCACGCCACACCGUUGGCCGAGCAUCAAGGCGUGGAGCGCACAUUCCGAAGGUUGGCCGACGAGUUUUAUUGGCCAGGCAUGCGGGACGAUGUUCGCCGUUUUGUGGCUUCCUGUGAGGUCUGCCAGACGACAAAAUAUUCCACACGCAAGCCAGCCUCGUUGCUUCAACCCCUACCUAUCCCCGAUCAGGUGUGGGAGUCAGCCUCCAUGGACUUUAUUAUGGUGGUAGUGGAUUGCCUCACCAAAUACUCACAUUUUGGGACUCUGGCCACCGGUUUCGAUGCCUCAAAGACCAAAAAAAACCAAAACGGAAGAAAAGCUAAAGUGCAAGUGUCGAUCGAAGAAACCAGAAACGUCAAGAAAGGACCGGAAGAAACAAGAGAGCCGAGUCGCCGCCUCCACCGCCAGACGCCAGGUCGCCGACCUGCACGCCUCCACCCUGCAGGUAAUGGAAAUUUCUUAGGUCUCAUUGAGAUGUUACAAGAGUUUGAUCUAGUUAUUCGAGAGCAUGUGCGACGAAGCACAAAUGAUGAGCUUCAUGUGCUUUAUCUCGGGCACAAGAUCCAGAAUGAAUUAAUACUUGAUUUAGCCCAAGAGAUUAAGAAGGAAAUCACCAAGAAGAUAAAGGAAGCCAAGUACUACUCAAUCAUACUUGAUUGUACCCCUGAUACAAGUCACCAAGAGCAGAUGAGUAUGAUAGUGAGGUAUUUAAACUUCUCAGGUAAUUCUAUUACUGUGGAAGAGUCCUUUUUAGGCUUCUUGAAUGUUAAUCAUACCACCGAAAAAGGACUAUUUGAUGUCACAAUUGAGGAGUUAAAGUCUCUUGGUCUUGAAAUUGAUGAUAUUCAUGGUCAAGGUUAUGAUAAUGGGGCAAAUAUGAAAGGAAAGCACCAAGGAGUUCAAAAAACAUUUUUGGAUGUCAAUCUUAGAGCAUUUUACACUCCUUGUGGUUGUCAUUCUCUUAAUCUUACAUUAUGUGAUAUGGAUCAGAGUUGUGUUAAAGGGAAGAAUUUUUUUGGAGCCAUCCAAAAACUUUAUAUUAUCUUUGCACAUUCAAUUAAUCGGUGGCAAAUUUUGAAAGAUAAUGUUAAAGGUUGGAGUCUUAAGCCAUUAUCUCAAACUCGUUGGGAAAGUUGUGUUGAGAGUAUUAAGGCCAUUAGAAUGCAACUUUCCGAUGUACGAGAAGCUUUGCUUGAAGUUGAAGAAAAAGAUAGUGAUAAUACAAUUGUUCAUACAGCAAAGUCACUAACAGAAAAUCUUAGCAAAUUUUAGAUUUUGGUAUCAAUUAUUAUUUGGUAUCAAAUAUUAAACCAGGUAAAUAUAGUGAGCAAGAAGUUACAAUCAAAAGAUAUGCAUCUUGAUAUUUCUAUUGAAGAGAUAAAUGGAUUGAUUGACUACUUCAAGGGUUAUAGAGAAAUUGGUUAUUCAAAAGCAAUUGAUGAAGCAAAGGAAAUAGCUACUGAAAUGGAUAUACCUCCGAUAUUUCCAGAAAUAGCGUUUGAUUCGAAGGAAAAAAAGAGUUAAUGAGAGUUCAAGUAGCAAAGAAGUUCCAUUUACAAAUGAAGAGAAUUUCAGGGU